Messenger RNA from Vespa mandarinia (Asian giant hornet), 3265 nucleotides. It is a transcript of the gene Np, whose product is annotated as serine protease notopleural. Gene Ontology annotation, biological process: proteolysis. The record is from RefSeq and is a predicted model, not a curated record. NCBI's taxonomy places the organism in Eukaryota, Metazoa, Arthropoda, Insecta, Hymenoptera, Vespidae. Gene Ontology annotation, molecular function: serine-type endopeptidase activity.
CUACGAUGGUACAACACAACACGCACCGAGUGAAAUCUUUUCAAACGCGAACUCUCGAUCGCGUACUGGAAGAAACAUCCGACACUUGCCAUGCGUGUCGCGUAGAACAGGCGAAACCGGAAUUUGCAUGUUUGCAUUUACCUGUGCAAAGGCGAACGGCACGCAUCUUGGCACAUGCAUCGAUCGUUUCUAUUUCGGUAGUUGUUGUAAGAUCGACGAAGAGCCGGACGUUGGACCUCAGGACAACAGCAUCGACGAUGGACCGCCAGCAACAUCAAGGCCGUUCGUCACUACUCACAAUCCCAUCGAGAGCAAUGACAUACCCCCAUAUUUUCCAAGGCCAAAGCCUAACGACCAAAGCAAACCAUCUGGUACAUACACCACUGUGGCUACUACGAUCACUCAGGCAACACAAAGUACUAAAAGUACAUCGCAUACACAUGGAGGGAGUACAAAGAUUGUAACAAAGAAACCAACGAUACAGACCAUAGAAACGACGACACAAUCGAUUCGUCUAUCGACUUUUCAAACAGUUCAAAACGGCUCGUACGAAAAAUUUACUACUACAUCCGCACCCUCCAAGAAUUUCACUAAAAUCUCUACAGAAAGUACAAAGUAUUCGUCCAAUACGUCUACUACUUCAACAACUUCUAAACUAUCAGUCGGUACAACUCAAAAGCCAACAGUUCCGUUCAAAAUUUCGACUUUAUCCACCACGUCAAGACCAAUCGUAGGUACAUCGAAACCGAUUACAAAAAAACCUUUACACACUACGAUAUUACAUACAACUACUCAAACGAGUAUUCAACGACCGAUACAAACAACCACAUCGAAAAGUAUUAUUACAACGACGCAAAAGACUGUGCCUUCGACAAGAUUUCCACCAAGAAACACGACAUCGGUCAAGCCAGUGACUCAACAAUUUACGAAGAGACCACCUACUGUUAGCACGAAGAGACCCCUUGUCACGAGCACGAAAAGACCCACCUUGUCUACCAAAAAACCAACUUUACCCACAAAAAAACCGACGACUCAAAGUAAUUCUUCGAUUGGUUCUAGUCACGGAACAACAACGGUAGCGUCGACUUAUUUGACGUCUAAUAAGACAAAACCAACGUUCACAACGACUGAAGGCAAUCUUUUGUCUUCUACCGAAGAGACACUCGUAACUUUGGUGACGGAAACAGUGAGUUUUGUAACUCGAAAGCCGAUUACAAUCACUACUGAGAAACCUAUUUAUCAUAAAAUCACGACCAAACCUAAACCAACCACUUCUAGGCCAAUUGUAACGACUAUAAUCAGUACGAAGCCUACUAAGAUCAGUACAUUAACCACUGAUAAAUUAGAAACGUCUACCACGCAAAAGACAAUUUUCCAAACCUCUACAAGUAAUUCAACAUCGGAGAUUAUCAAGUUUAAGCCAACUGAGAGUUCAAUUGAAACUACGAUAAAACCUAUUAGAAUCACAACACCUACGACCAUAUCUGUCCCUAGCUUCAUUAGUUCCUCUUCCUCGACUGCGAGUAGUCAAACGUCCAAGGUACCAAUUGUCAACCAGACUCUCGAAGAAGUACCACAAACUACACCGUCAUCUGGUUUGGUCACGUGGUCUUCCCAUUCCGAUGAAACACCAACUAAAGCAACUGACGUUUUAUCCACAACCAAAAAACACGAUGAAAUAACGGAGAGCGAAUGGACACCCAUAACAACGCCGGAUGGUUGGGUAAUGAUCCAAUCACCACCAACGACCGUUGAAACGUCCUCGGAAAAUCUGGGAAGUUCGACGACUAAAUUAGAGUCCGUCUCGUCUACUGUAUCAUCUGAUGUACCUGUGAGAUCAACGACGGAAGUACCAACGACGACGGAGCAAGUUACAGAGACGUCAACGAUUCUGACGACAUUGUCAAGCAUCGCUACUAUAGCCGUUGAUACGGAAACUCCGAUAUCGAUAGAAACUCUAAAUAUGUCGGAUUACAAGCAAGUUUGCGGAAGGAGAAUAUUUCCCGAGUCGAGGAUCGUGGGUGGCAAUCGCAGUACCUUUGGCAAGUGGCCCUGGCAGAUCUCGUUACGUCAAUGGAAGACAUCUACCUAUUUGCACAAAUGUGGAGCAGCCUUGUUGAACGAGAAUUGGGCUAUUACCGCGGCACACUGUGUUGAAAAUGUAUCACCGGCGGAUUUAUUGUUGAGGAUCGGAGAAUACGAUCUAGCGAACGAGGAAGAACCAUAUGGAUUCCAAGAAAGGCGAGUACAGAUCAUAGCGAGUCAUCCACAAUUCGAUCCAAGAACUUUCGAAUAUGAUCUCGCUCUUUUGAGAUUCUACGAGCCACUUCCAACAUUCCAGCCAAACGUUUUGCCAAUUUGUCUCCCGGAUGACGAUGAAACUUACGUUGGUCGUACAGCUUAUGUUACUGGAUGGGGAAGACUUUAUGACGAGGGACCACUGCCGUCCAUCUUACAAGAGGUUGCAGUACCGGUUAUAAAUAACACGGUAUGCGAAGCUAUGUACAGAAAUGCUGGUUACAUCGAGCACAUACCACAUAUCUUCAUUUGUGCAGGAUGGAGAAAUGGUGGUUUUGAUUCCUGCGAAGGCGAUAGUGGCGGCCCAAUGGUGAUUCAAAGGGCACGAGACAAACGAUGGUUACUAGCGGGAAUUAUAAGUUGGGGAAUUGGUUGUGCCGUACCAAAUCAACCGGGUGUCUACACGCGUAUUUCCGAAUUUCGCGAAUGGAUCAAUCAAAUCUUACAAUUCUAAUCCGACUAAUUAAAAAGUACGGAUGCGUAAGUUCUAUGAAUCGUCAGCGCAAACUGGACGAAUUCUGCGCUCCGAGGAGGACUAGAAAAAGAAGGACGAAGGUUGAAUUCCGGAAUAAGAAUUCGUAGCUUUGAUUUCGAAUUUCCCGGGAAAGUGAAAAUGAUGAGGAAACGUUCAUAGAUGCCACCUGACGUCAAUGUUGAGAAAUCGCGAAAAGAACGUUGGAUAACUGAACUAUCUGUUUUAUCAACAGUAAUAGUAAUGCACAACGAAGUUACGAUUUGUACGAUAUGUGGCGUCUUUCGAUCAGAAGUGCAUCUCGACGUCAUUUUCCUCGAAAUCGCGUCUUAUUCGAAUAUCGAUCGAAGAGUGACUGAAGAAUUUUUUCUUUCUUUUUUUUCUUUUCAAUCUCAAAAGAUCGGCGUGCAAUGUAGAUGCAUGGAAAUUUGAGAUUUUCUUUUAAAACUCGUUAUUUUCCUUUGAUCGGAAAAAGAAAGAAAAUUGAAAAGAGUG